GGCUCCUCCGGUCUUUGACGCAACGCGCACAUUCAUUUCGAAUCGCGCUUUACCUCGAACGCGUGCUACGAACGCCAAACGCGCCACUCACAGCAGCUUUGGUUGAUUGAGUCGGUCUGAUUUAGAUUUGCUGGUAUACCUUAAAAAAAAAAAGUUGGAAAUUCAAUUGGUGUGUGUCGGAAACAUAUAAAAUUUUUCAAAUUACUGCCAAAAUUAUUGAUUUACCAUCAUUUGGUGUACAGUGGCAAAGAGUUACUUAGCAGUAGUGCAGUCGGCAUAGUGACCAACGAGCGAAAAAUCAGUAUUUCUUUCGAAAAUUGAAAAAGUGUAAACAAUUGGUAUUUUUAGCUCGGUAAAAGGCGAUAAAUUACAUUGAGAUUCACAUCAAAAUGCAAUCAACAAUCCUAGCCAGCGUCAUGGUGCUCCUCUUGGCCGUACAGCAGGGUGCGGCCAUCAAGUGUUACGUAUGCAAUAGUCAUAAGGAUGCCAAUUGUGCACUGGACAUACCACCAGAUGAUUUACUCAAGGACUGCCAGGAGGAUUACUCAACACGCGGCAAAGGCAUACCGACCUACUGUCGCAAAAUCUCGCAAAUCAUUGAAUUCUCUGUAAACAAUCUGCCCCCAGACAGCCGUGUCAUACGUUCGUGUGGCUUUCUGAAUCAGACAUCGACCAAUUACUGCUACCAACGCGCCGGCUUCGGUGGGCGUCAAGUAGUUUGCUCUUGUGACAAGGAUAAUUGCAACGGUGCUGGCGCGCUCAGCCUGCCCGUGGGUGUGAUGUUGACUGCUGCUGCUAGCGGUUGGGCAGUGCUCUCCUACCUAAAACGUUCACUGGUUUAAUUGCCACUUUAUUUUGAGCUAAUUUUUGCAAAAAUUCACUAAAUAAGUUAUCUUGUUUUUCGUUUGUGUAUAUUUUUCUCUAAGAAAAAAAUAUGCUACCUUGUUGUUGUUUUUUUCACAUGCAUACUUGAGUAAAAAUUAAAUACAUACAUACGUGCAAAGAAUUGAUAUGCUUGCGCUGUAUAAUUCCUCCACAAGAAAUCUAAAUAUUCUUUAUUUACAUAUACAAAUACACAAAUAUAUGUACAUACAUAUAUAGAAGUACAGUAUUGUUCAAUGCAGAUUUCUUUUUUACAAGUGCAUACAUAAUAAUUGCUUAACUGUUAUAUUUUGUUGUAAGUAAUAUGCAUUCAAAGACAAACGCACAUACAUACAUAACUGCAGCAAAAGGGGAAAAGCGGAGGAGUUGGCGUCAAAUAGAUUUUAGUAAAACAAAAACCUCAUCUGAUGAAGUUGGUUUUAAAAUAAACGCGCCCAGUUCCAUCGAUGGAAGUAUACAAUUUAAGCAUCUUCUAGGAAAUAAACGAAAUAACAAUAAUUGUUGUAGAAAAUAUAAAAAAUUGAAACAAUAAAAUUCAGUAGCAGUUCAGAUUUUGCACAGUUAGUAAGCCAAUAAAACAUUAAAAAAAUGUAUAAAUCGUUGAAUAAGAAAGCUUUAAUGUAGCAAAUUUUAUUAUACACAUUUUUGUAAAACAACAAAAUACUCAACGAUUGCAAAACACCUACCCUGCGCAAAGCUUAUUCCCAUAAAUAACCUGUAAUUGAGUAUUUAAUUUUUUUUUUUAAUUUUUCCUGCAACUUACCCAAAUUUACGUUAUUUAAAAAAAAAAAACAAGCACUGUUGAAUAACGAUUUUGUUUUGUAUGCGAUAGAAAAAUAUACAUACAUAAAUACGAAAAUAAAAAAUUUUAACAAACCCACUUUAAACAAACACAAAAAACAAAAACAAAAACAAAUGUAUAACCGUAAAACCACCAAAUCCGUAUUGUAUUAUUGUAGCGAGUAUUUAGAAAAAAAUUCAACUGCAAACUUUUGCAAAAAUAUAAUUAAACUUACACAACAAGCGGAGGAACAGAGUGCAUAUUUGGUGCCAAGUGACGACUUCGUGCGCGAAGUCGUUGUAUGUAACGAGUGUUAAAUUUAAUAUGAAAUUCACAUGAAGUGUAAUCUCUUAAUUUCUUUCUAGUUUUUGCUCUGUAAAAGAGACAAAAGCAAACAGCUGAAACCAAAAAUUAGUUAUAGUUUGCAGCACAAGAAAUCGAUUAAAUGGAAACAUUUCAUUUCACAUUGAAAAUGUUUCGCAUUUGAUUUUCAUGUGUGAUCUUUCUUAACUUUAAGCGAUUAUAAAAUUAAUUAAAUCUAUAAAAAAUUGAAAUAUAAAAUAAAUCAAAAUUAAUAAAUAAAAA
Messenger RNA from Anastrepha obliqua, 2248 nucleotides. RefSeq lists its product as uncharacterized. The transcript is spliced from 4 exons. Lineage: Eukaryota; Metazoa; Arthropoda; Insecta; Diptera; Tephritidae. Bases 390 to 842 code for a protein of 150 amino acids. The record is from RefSeq and is a predicted model, not a curated record. Gene Ontology annotation, biological process: regulation of synaptic transmission, cholinergic; positive regulation of voltage-gated potassium channel activity; sleep.